AGAACUUUGUUAGUCUCAGCCUGAAACCCGCAGCGACGAGAUGGUGACUAUGGAGCGGAAAAUCCUAAUGCUGGUGAUGCUGAUCAGCACGUUAGCCGGCAUGAACGUAGGAGCGGAUGCCGCACAGAUUAGCUUCGGCACCUGUACACCCCAGCAGAGUGAGGAACGAGGUCAGUGCGUCCAUAUAGCGAGCUGUCCUUAUCUGGCCGACAUCCUGAAGGCAAGCCCCCAGACAGCCGCCCAGCGAGAGCUGCUCUCCAAGAGCCAGUGCGGCCUGGACAACCGACGGCAGCAGACGGAUCUUAUGAACCGCAUCCUGGUAUGUUGUCCGCAGAGCAAGCGGGGUGUCAGCGGAGCGCAGGAAGCCUCAGAUGCGGACGGCCAGCAACCUGGAAAUGUGCUGCCCGGAACAGAUACAUGCGGAUUCCUAUUCGGUGAUCGCAUUGUUGGUGGUACCAAUACAACGCUCUGGGAAUUCCCUUGGAUGGUGCUACUGCGGUAUAAAAAACUAUUCCCUGAAUCUUUUAGUUUCAAUUGCGGCGGCGCCUUGAUUAACUCCCGCUACGUACUGACCGCCGCCCACUGCCUGGCCAGCGAUGAUCUGGAUAAGUCGGGACUGGUCCUGAACAGCGUUCGCCUGGGUGAGUGGGACACACGCACAGAUCCCGACUGCGAGACCCAGACGAAUGGCAAGCGCGUCUGUGCCCCCAAUCACAUUGACAUCGAGGUGGAGAAGGCCAUCCUCCACGAGCGGUAUGUUCCCAACUCUGUGGAUCAGAGGAACGACAUCGCACUGCUCCGUCUUAAGCGAAGUGUAAGCUUCACCGAUUACGUGCGACCCAUCUGCCUGCCAACCGACGAGGAUUUGCGAAAGAACCUUUUUGUUGGAUACACCAUGGAUGUGGCCGGGUGGGGACUCACCGAGAACAUGCUGCCAAGUCCGACAAAGCUGAAGAUUUCGGUGGGCGUGUGGAACCUGACCGAGUGCCAGGAUAAGUACACCACUUUCCAGGUGCAUCUAAACAAUUCCCAGAUGUGUGCUGGCGGUCAGUUCAAGGUUGAUACCUGCGGCGGCGUCGGGGGACCCUUAAUGGCAUCCAUUGGCACAGGCGGUGGACGAGAGGUCUUUUACAUCGCCGGCAUCACCUCGUACGGAACACGUCCGUGCGGCCUAAAGGGCUGGCCAGGUGUAUAUACCCGUACCGGGGACUUUAUCGAUUGGAUACAAGAGAAAUUGGAGGCAUAAUAAAUAAAAUUGCUAAUUUAUUCACA
Messenger RNA from Drosophila serrata, 1272 nucleotides. RefSeq names its product Spatzle-Processing Enzyme (gene SPE). Gene Ontology annotation, molecular function: serine-type endopeptidase activity. NCBI's taxonomy places the organism in Eukaryota, Metazoa, Arthropoda, Insecta, Diptera, Drosophilidae. Gene Ontology annotation, biological process: proteolysis. The record is from RefSeq and is a predicted model, not a curated record.